Molecule: messenger RNA, 2108 nt
Organism: Coniophora puteana RWD-64-598 SS2
Lineage: Eukaryota; Fungi; Basidiomycota; Agaricomycetes; Boletales; Coniophoraceae
Product: Metallo-dependent phosphatase
Exons: 5
Coding region: 569-2023 (484 amino acids)
Molecular function (GO): hydrolase activity
Source: RefSeq, a predicted model, not a curated record
CAGCUGUCUCCCAGGACUGUUCGCUAACAUUGAAAUAAGCAGACGCGCGAGCACUCGGGGCUGAGGUAACUUGCAGAGAUAUCGGAAAGGAGUCCUCGGUUAGUCCUCGGAGUCGGAACGACGAUCCAGCAGCCAAUCAGGCGCGUUUCUCAUUAUUGCCAGCGCUACCGCAAACGUUGCUCAACGUCAACUCAAGUACUGUGAUAUUGAACGAACACUGGACUCGGUGUACUACUGCCACCGCUUGCACGCCUUCUACUAGAGCCCCUGGGUUGUCCUCGCUCUGAGAUCCUUCCUGGCUCUCCGGCCCGCAAGCCAGACAACCGCUCCCAUCUGCACAUUACGAUCCCUUCACGAACACCGCCGGCAUCUCGAUCGCCCUCGCACAGUGAUACUCUUUCACUCGCCGGAGCACGCCCUAUAGCACAAUCCUCUCGAAUUCACGAAGCAUACGACAAUUCGCAAUUACAAGCUCCAUUCUCUGUACGCUAGCACAGUCGCAGUCUCCCAACUCCGCCAAGCUAAGUAGAGCGCACCAGAGCCACAACUCAAAUCCAGCGCCGACACGAUGCGCUCCUCGACCCUCGCCUUCCUCCUCCUCCCGCUCCUCGCCCUCUCCCUCGCCUACUAUGUCCAAUCCCACAACUCCCCACUCGGCCCCGCCCCGCAUCUCGGCGUGUCCCUCGGCGUGCCGCUGACACUUUCCGGGCUCGCGUCCCUCGCGCAGGCGGCGGCGGCCCGCGUGCGCUCGGCGGCAACGCUGGCAGCCGUACAUCCUGAUGUUAUUUACAACAACGCCCACCACUACCUCGUAAACGUGCCCGUGCCGAAGAUACAGUGGCCUGCCGUCGUACAACAGUGGAUACCCGACCUCGGACUCGGUUCCAGCGUUGUCAUACAGCAGAAGCCAACGACGAGCAGCGGCCUGCCAGCGCUCACACUCGGACCCUUCGAGCCGCUCGAGGUCGACCCGAACCGGGAGGAGUUCCGCCGGCGCAUUGUCGCGGUGGGCGACAUCCAUGGGGACGUGCUGAACGCGUACAAGAUCCUGCAGACAGCGGGCGUCGUUAACGAGGAGGGGAACUGGACGGGCGAGGUGGACAUGUUUGUGCAGACGGGCGAUAUCAUUGACCGGGGCGACGACACGAUCAUUCUGUUCAAGUGGUUCGAGGACCUGCGCGUAGAGGCCGAGGCUGUAGGGGGCAGGGUGAUCUCGCACAUGGGCAACCACGAGUGGAUGAAUGUUAUCGGCGACUGGCGAUACGUCCUCCCGACCGAAAUCCAGACCUUCGAGACCGUCCAAAAGCGCUUCGAAGCGCUCACCACCGGCUGGCUCGGCGAAGCCUGGGCGGCAAACUACACUGUCACGUCCCGCAUCCCACUACACCCCUCCCUUGGCCCGCCCAACACGGACUACCCCGCCCCGCCCGCCUCGCCCCACGCACACGCAAACAACGCCGGACCGCUCUCACACGCCGCCUUCAGCUUCGUACACGGCGGCCUCGCACCGCAGUACCCCGCGCUCGCACCCUUCCCGUCCGCGAUAAACGAGCUCGGCGCAUCGCUCCUUCGCAAGCUGCGGUUCCGCCGGCCGCUGCCGCGCCCGCACCCGCCGUACGGCUAUCCGGGCUUGCCGGCGGGCACGACACCCGAGGAGGCGCGGCUGUAUGGCGGGGACGGUCCGUUGUGGUACCGCGGGUGGGCGGAGCUGCCGGACGCGGUGGUGUGUAAGCAGGUGGACGGUGUGCUGGAGAAGACGGGGACGCGGAGGAUGGUGAUGGGGCAUACGCCUAAUUUUGAGGGGAUCCGGUCGCGGUGCGAUGGGAAGAUUAUUAUUAUUGAUACUGGUAUCUCACAUGCCUACGGCGGAGCCAUCUCGGCGCUGUCUGUCGAGUACAAGUUGGUUCCGUUGCAAAAAGGAGGAUGGAAAGAACAAGAGGUCGUCAAAGCGAUCUACGCUGAAAAGGAGGAGGAGGUACUCGUCAUGGCCUCGCGCGACGUCGAUGGUGACGAUUUCUGGUAAACUUGAGCUCGAGACAGUGUUUCGUCAUUAGGGAUUGAUAGGUCGUAGGCUUAGGAGCCCUGCAUGACACUGGCGGGCAUUAUUG